CUGAAUGCCUCCAUGAUGGGGAUGUUGCAGUGGACUUUCGACCUCUUGGCCCUCUAUAGUAUUCCGCCUCCUUUCCAGAUUCCCACUGUGGGAGGUGUUCCAGCCAGGCUUUCUGUUCCUGCCGGAGGAGAUGGAGAGGGCAGAGUAUUCCCUCGCACCAAGGCAGGGCGCACUCACGUCGGGAGUAGCUCGCGGGCUCCAGUCCCUGAUGACGAUGACGAGGAGUCGGAGGUGGAGGCGGAGGCGGAGGCAGAGUCGUCGUCGGAGGAGACCGGAGACGGCUCGGACUCGGGCUCAGAUGACAGCGCUGAUGAUGCUCCUGGACCUUCGUCCAGGAAGAGGACUAGGACAGACUCCCAGACCUGAGAUCCUUUGUCAUUGAUCUAGAUUUUUGUUGUUUUUUUUUCUUUUUCUUUUUCUUUUUCUUUUUCUUUUGUACCUUUUGCUGGUAGCUAGAGUACCUUGUGCUGUUGCAGACAGAUUUUUAUUUCCAAAACCAUGUACU
This is a messenger RNA of Camellia sinensis, 505 nucleotides long. Lineage: Eukaryota; Viridiplantae; Streptophyta; Magnoliopsida; Ericales; Theaceae. The record is from RefSeq and is a predicted model, not a curated record.